AUGAUAACGUUGGUGGGCACAAACUGAGCCCCGGGAAACUGGGAACAACCUCAAAACCAAAACCAGACACAGCACAAGCAGCGGUCACAGGCCACUGCAGAGCAAAUUCGACUUGCACAGAUGAUUCCGGACCAUAAUGAUGCUGACUUUGAGGAGAAGGUGACGAUUGAUAUCACAGGCAAAAACCAGGAUGAAUGUGUGAUUGCUUUGCAUGACUGCAAUGGAGAUGUCAACAGAGCCAUCAAUGUUCUCCUGGAAGGAAAUCCAGACACGCAUUCCUGGGAGAUGGUUGGGAAGAAGAAAGGAGUCUCAGGACAGAAGGAUGGUGGACAAACUGAAUCUAAUGGAGAAGGAAAAGAAACUCAAGAGCGGGACAGAGACUAUAGUCAGCGACGUAGUGGGCCACCAAGAGGGGGGAGAGGUGCCAGCCGUGGACGAGAGUUUCGAGGCCAGGAAAAUGGAUUGGAUGGCACUAAGAGUGGAGGACCUUCUGGAAGAGGCACAGACAGAGGCAGAAGAAGCCGUGGCCAGGGCAGAGGUAGUUCUGGUAGGCGAGGAGGAAGAUUUUCUGCUCAAGGAAUGGGAACCUUUAACCCAGCUGAUUAUGCAGAGCCAACCAACACUGAUGAUAACUAUGGCAAUAACAGUGGCAAUACAUGGAACAACACUGGCCACUUUGAACCAGAUGAUGGAACGAGACUUUAUUUCAUUGGGGUUGAGGGGUCAAAUUAUCCCCUAAAACUUGAGACUGCUCCUGGUGCAUGGAGGACUGCAACAGAAGAGUGGGGAACUGAAGAUUGGAAUGAAGAUCUUUCUGAGACCAAGAUCUUUACUGCCUCUAAUGUGUCUUCAGUGCCUCUGUCUGUGGAGAAUGUGACAAUCACUGCUGGUCAGAGAAUUGACCUUGCGGUUUAAUUGGGGAAGACACCGUCUUCCAUGGAGAAUGAUUCAUCUAAUCUGGAUCCAUCUCAGGCUCCUUCUCUGGCCCAGCCUCUGGUGUUUAGUAUUCCGAAGCAGAAUGCCAUAUCACAGCCUGCUUCAGGGAAUACAUUUUCUCAUCAUAGCAUGGUGAGCAUGUUGGGGAAAGGAUUUGGUGAUGUUGGGGAAGCUAAAAGUGGCAGUACAACAGGUUCCCAGUUCUUGGAGCAAUUCAAGACUGCACAGGCCCUUGCUCAACUAGCAGCUCAACAUUCUCAAUCUGGAAGCACCACCACCUCCUCUUGGGAUAUGGGCUCAAAAACACAAUCACCAUCACUGGUGCAAUAUGAUGUGAAGAGUGCAAAUGAUUCAACAGUGCACAGUCCUUUUACAAAGCUCCAGGCAUUCACCCCAUCUUCAACCAUGAUGGAGGUAUUCCUUCAGGAGAAGCCACCUGCAGUGGCUACCUCGACAGAUGCACCACCUCCCCCCUCUUCUCCUCUGCCAAGCAAAUCCACCUCGGCGCCACAGAUGUCUCCGGGGUCUUCAGACAAGCAAUCCUCCAGCCCUCAGCCGGCUUAGCAGAAACUGAAACAACAAAAGAAGAAAACCUCCUUGACGUCUAAGAUCCCUGCUCUGGCCAUGGAAAUGCCUGGUUCAGCAGAUAUCUCAGGGCUAAAUCUGCAGUUUGGGGCAUUGCAAUUUGGGUCAGAGCAUGUCCUUUCUGAUUAUGAGUCCACCCCUACCACGAGCGCCUCUUCAAGCCAGGCUCCUAGUAGCCUGUAUACCAGCACGGCCAGUGAGUCUUCAUCUACAGUUUCAUCUAAUCAAAGUCAGGAGUCUGGUUAUCAGAGUGGCCCAAUUCAGUCGACAACGUAUACCUCCCAAAAUAAUGCUCAGGGCCCUCUAUAUGAACAGAGAUCCACACAGACACAGCGGUAUCCCAGCUCCAUCUCUUAUUCACGCCAAAAGGACCUGACUCAGGCUAAGAAUAGUUUCAGCUCUGUGCAGGCCACGCAGUUACAGAACACGCAAUCUGUUGAAGGUGCUACAAGCUCUGCAGUGAAAUCUGAAUCACCUUCCACUUCUAGUAUACCCUCUCUCAAUGAAACAGAACCUGCAGCUUCCUUACUGACGACAGCCAAUCAGCAUCCAUCCUCCUUAGGUGGUUUGAGCCAUAGUGAGGAGAUUCCAAAUACCACCACCACACAACAUAGUAGUGCAUUAUCUACACAGCAGAAUACUCUUUCUUCAUCAACAUCUUCUGGGCAUACUUCAACAUCCACUCUUUUGCAUACGAGUGUGGAGAGUGAGGCAAAUCUACAUUCUUCCUCCAGCACUGUCUCUGCACCUCCCCCAGUGGUCAGUGUCUCCUCCAGUCUGAAUAGUGGCAAUAGUCUGGGCCUUAGCCUGGGCAGCAACUCUACUGUCACAGCCUCAACUCGAAGCUCAGUUGCUACAACUUCUGGAAAAGCUCCUCCCAAUCUUCCUCCUGGAGUCCCGCCAUUGUUGCCUAAUCCAUAUAUUAUGGCUCCGGGGCUGCUACAUGCCUAUCCGCCACAAGUAUAUGGUUAUGAUGAUUUACAGAUGCUCCAGACAAGAUUUCCAUUGGAUUACUACAGUAUCCCUUUUCCCACACCCACCACUCCACUUACUGGGAGGGAUGGUAGCCUGGCCAGCAACCCUUACUCUGGUGACCUCACCAAGUUCGGCCGAGGGGACGCUUCCUCCCCAGCCCCAGCCACAACCUUGGCCCAACCCCAACAGAACCAGACGCAGACUCACCACACCACGCAACAGACAUUCUUCCUGAACCCGGCAAUGCCUCCUGGCUAUAAUUACACCAGUCUGCCAUACUACACAGGGGUCCCAGGCCUCCCCAGCACCUUCUAGUAUGGACCUGCUAUGUUUCCUGUGGCUCCUACCUCUUCCAAGCAGCAUGGUAUGAAUGUCAGUGUGAAUGCAUCAGCUACCCCUUUCCAACAGCCAAGUGGAUAUGGGUCUCAUGGAUACAACACUGGUGUAUCAGUCACCUCCAGUAACACGGGCGUGCCAGAUAUCUCGGGUUCUGUGUACUCCAAAACCCAGCAGUCCUUUGAGAAACAAGGGUUUCAUUCCAGCACUCCCGCUGCCUCCUUCAACUUGUCUUCAGCCCUAGGAAGUGGAGGGCCCAUCAAUCCAGCCAUGGCUGCUGCCUACCCACCUGCCCCCUUUAUGCAUAUUCUGACCCCACAUCAGCAGCCACACUCUCAGAUCCUUCACCAUCACCUGCAGCAGCAUGGCCAGGUUAUCCUCACUCUCGUUGAUGACCAGCUUGGUGAAUAAGCAUUACUGUACCAACUGGGCCUCUUCUAGCAGGCUCAAAGGCUGUGAAAUAAAGUGAAAUCUUUGCCCUCUAAGAACUCUCACCUUAAUGUGCUAAUAUGUUGCCCUUAAGGGGAUUUCCUUUUACAUCCUGUGACUGGAAAGAACUACUGCAAAUCUUCACUUCUUCUAGAAACUGCCUCAUCUACAACAAGUUUCAGGAAAUGAAAGGGGAAGGAGCUAAGGACAUUUAAAAGGAAAAGGACCUUGUGGGGAUCUAAGCAUGAUUUUAAAGGAUUCUGAAGCCAGCAUUAGCUGCUAGCUGGCAGAACUAAAACUUUUCUCU
This is a messenger RNA of Mastomys coucha (southern multimammate mouse), 3568 nucleotides long. RefSeq names its product ubiquitin-associated protein 2-like. Gene Ontology annotation, molecular function: protein binding. The record is from RefSeq and is a predicted model, not a curated record. NCBI's taxonomy places the organism in Eukaryota, Metazoa, Chordata, Mammalia, Rodentia, Muridae. Gene Ontology annotation, cellular component: nucleus; cytoplasm.